Messenger RNA from Radiomyces spectabilis, 930 nucleotides. RefSeq names its product calcium-binding protein NCS-1. The transcript has 6 exons. Gene Ontology annotation, cellular component: cytosol; intracellular membrane-bounded organelle; membrane. The record is from RefSeq and is a predicted model, not a curated record. Lineage: Eukaryota; Fungi; Mucoromycota; Mucoromycetes; Mucorales; Radiomycetaceae. Gene Ontology annotation, molecular function: calcium ion binding. Bases 243 to 812 code for a protein of 189 amino acids.
GCAACUGAGCACUUGUUUGUUUCUCAACACACCAGUCCAUCCAUCCUGAGAAAAAAGAAGAUUGAUGCAGAGAAAACCAAGUUUUUUCUGACAUGAUUAGGUCGAUUCAAUUAUUCAGUCAUGAUAUUUAAACCACUCGUUUUUUCUUUUGUCUUUCUAUUUGGUCCAUCCUUACAAUACAACUUUCGAGAAAACAAUCAUAUACCAAAUACUCUGAAAGCUCUUUUUUCACUGACGACAGCAUGGGUAAAGCACACAGCAAACUUACUCCCGAACAGCUCGAUGAGCUCCAACAGAAUACCUAUUUUGACGAGAAAGAAUUGCAGCAAUGGUAUAAAGGUUUUCGAAAAGACUGUCCUUCAGGAGCACUGAACAAGUCGGCGUUCCAAAAAAUGUAUAAGCAAUUUUUUCCUUUUGGAGAUCCAUCGAAAUUUGCAGAAUAUGUCUUCAAUGUCUUUGACGGCGACAAGAACGGUACAAUCGACUUUAACGAAUUUAUCUGUGCAUUGUCCAUUACGAGCCGAGGGCGGAUUGAUGAAAAGUUAUAUUGGGCAUUUCAGCUAUAUGAUAUUGACAAUGACGGAGUGAUCACUCAAACCGAAAUGCUGCUGAUCUUGCAGGCCAUCCAUACAAUGAUAGGCAAUGUUUUGAGUGUAUCAGAGGACCUGGCACCCGAGGUGCGAGUACGAAAGAUCUUUGAGCUAAUGGAUAUUAAUAAGGAUGGCCAGUUGACAAUAGAAGAAUUUAAAGAAGGUUCCAAGAAGGAUCCAACCAUCCUUCAAGCGCUGAGUCUGUACGAUGGUCUCGUGUAACUCCGCUUUACAUGCCAAGUUUCCCUUCUCUAUAUUACAAGUACUCUAUUAAUUUCACCGCAUUACCUCUGUACAGAAAAAAAAAAAAAAUCAACACCUACCUUUAUAACAAUAAAAG